Messenger RNA from Letharia columbiana, 219 nucleotides. RefSeq lists its product as uncharacterized. NCBI's taxonomy places the organism in Eukaryota, Fungi, Ascomycota, Lecanoromycetes, Lecanorales, Parmeliaceae. The transcript is spliced from 2 exons. The coding region runs from base 1 to 219 and encodes 72 amino acids. The record is from RefSeq and is a predicted model, not a curated record.
AUGAUCCUCAACAAAAAUGCGCAACUACGUGAUAUGGCCUUUUUUGGAAUUCUUGAAAAAGGUCGAAUAAAUAGUCAAAUAGGCCCUCGUCAAAUUAGGAGCUGUGGUGCAGUGGUUAAGAAGGGGGAUGGCUCCGGUGCUCGAUUUCCAUCAGACACUAACACGGUCAAACUUGUGAUCCAAUCAUUACACCCGACUCGUUAUAUGACCUUUCAAUGA